Saccostrea echinata is the source of this 2805-nucleotide messenger RNA. RefSeq lists its product as uncharacterized. The record is from RefSeq and is a predicted model, not a curated record. Bases 175 to 2136 code for a protein of 653 amino acids. The transcript is spliced from 4 exons. Lineage: Eukaryota; Metazoa; Mollusca; Bivalvia; Ostreida; Ostreidae. Gene Ontology annotation, molecular function: zinc ion binding.
CCUAUCAACACUUUUUUGCGAGAUGUAAGCGGCCCUAUCGAGGUCACGGGGUCAAUCGGCAAUAAAAUCGGAUUUAUAAACAAUAUGGCGCGCCACAGAUGUCGAUUUGUUUUUUCACGCCUUUUAAUGAUACAGAAGUUUUAUAUAUAGUAUUUAUUUAUUACAUGUUUUACAAUGGAUCCUGGUGACCGUAAUAUCUCUUUAGAAACUUUUAAUUCGUGGAAAGUGGAAGCAUUGAAGGACUUUUUAAACAAGAGAGGCCUGUCCACCGAUGGAACAAAAGUUGAAUUAGCUGCUUUGUGCUUUGCCGCCAAUGCCAUGAAUUUGCCUUUGAAAGCUACAGACUGUGAGUAUGUUGGCCAGCUUCAGAAAGAUUAUAAUGACUUGCUGUGUGUAGAUGGGAAAGUUUUACCUGAUCCUUUGAAAAUGGGAAGUGGUUGGCAUGACGAGAAGAGUGGAAUGUCUCAGUGGCCCCCUUUAUUUGUAUCGGACAUCGUUAACUUUCUUAUAGACAGAGGUGCCAGUACCACAGUAAAAUCAUACAUGAAUGAUUAUAAAGUUGGGAAGGCUUUUGAAUAUUGUGAAGCAAAUUUUAUUAAAGAAAUAUUUUUCCAUCCCAUUUCUUCUACUUCUCCUGUAUGCUUCCUGAAGGCUAAGUGUACACCCAGUCAAAGGCUUAAAGAUGAAAAUCAUACCAUUUGGGUUGCAAUUUCGAAGGAAUUCGGCUGUGUAAAGUCUGCCUUUUGCUCCUGUGCUGCUGGAAUGGGUCAGACGUGCAACCAUGUAGCAGCCCUAAUGUUUCGAGUUGAGUCAGCGAAUAGACUAGGCAUUACAUCAUGCACAUCUCUACCAUGCCAAUGGAAAGUUCCAACAGCAACCAAGGUGGUGCCAAGCAAGAUAAAAGACUUGGCCAUCAGAAAGUCUAGAUAUGGACAAGAAAAAACCAGACCAUUAGUUUCCAAGCAGAAAAACCAGUAUAAGCCACUGGAGUCUAUAAAUGUAGACAGAGAUAUAUUCCUUGAAAAACUGAGGAUUGCAGUGCCAAAUGCCUGUUUACUGAAAGGUACAGAUGUACCCAAAGAACUGCCCCAGAAUAAUGGAAAAAAUUCUGAUGAACCUGAUGCUAUAGAAGGUUACUAUCUUGACACCAUAAGUAAAGAUUAUCUGACAGUAGAAUACUUCAUUGACCAUCAACCAACUCUAACGGAAAAGGAAGUGACAUUUCUGCAAGAAAAGACUAUAGGUCAGAGUAGUAACACUUUUUGGCACAAUCUGAGAAAAGGCAGGAUUACUGCAUCAAAAUAUUAUUCUAUACAUACACGCAUGAAUUCAUUCAGGAAAAACCCAGAGGUGGACACGAGUUCAGUUGUAUCAAUGGUCAUGGGAGAUACAACUCCAAAUUCAAACAUCAAGGCAUUGAAGUUUGGCAGAGAAUCUGAGCCAAUGGCAAAGUCGAUCUACUGUAAUGUAUACAAAGAUCAACAUAUUAAUGCCACAUUUAAGGACUGUGGGAUUUUUUUACAUCCCGGUCUCUCUUUUUUAGCUGCCAGUCCCGAUAUGCUGGUAUCGUGUGACUGUUGUGGAGAAGGGCUAUUAGAGGUGAAGUCAACCUUAAAACCAAAAUGUAGUUCAUGUUCUUCAUUUUGUACUUGUAAUUUGCCAGAUUAUCUUUUAGCAGCUGCUACUGAUGGUGAAUUAGAGAUUAAGAAAAAUCAUAGAUAUUUUUGUCAAGUUCAAGGGCAAAUGGCCAUUACUAAGCGAAUGUGGUGUGACUUUUUUGUUUAUUCUUGUAAUGGCACAUUCAACAAAAGAAUCAAUUUUGAGGAAGAGUAUUAUGCAGAUGUACAGGUUAAUUUGAUUGAUUUUUUUAAAACAUUCAUUGCCCCAAAAUUUAUGGAAAAGCAAGAUAUGCUUGCUACACCAAUGGAAGUUGAAAGCAGUGGAGAUACUUAUUUUUGUUUGAUAUGUAAAAAUCAGAUUCAUGAACAAGAAAAUGUAAAAUCCUUUGGGCAGCGUAGUAUUUGUUGUGAUAUAUGUAAUAACUGGUAUCAUUUUAAAUGUGUUGGCAUGUCAAAGUCAGUUUUGAGUAGCACUUCCACAUGGCUGUGUCAAACUUGUAAAACAAAUGAUAUUUGAACUAUUGAAGUUGUAACAUAGCUGUUUUGUAUUUCAUGUAUGUGCCUGUACAUGUGAAACUCAUGAACAAUAUGUAAUAUCCUUUGGGCAGCAUAGUGUCAUUUAAAAUGUGUAUGUAAUGCAAAGUCAAGUUUUGAAGAGCACUUCCACUUGCCUUUGAAAAACUGAUAUUUGAAGAACAUUGAAGUUGUAACAUACUAAAUGUACAUAUAUAGGUAUUUCACAUAUUGUGUGUUUACUACCCGGUACAUAUGUUUAAGAAAAUGUUGUUUAUUUUCAAGCACAGAUUUAAAAAUACCAUUUUGCAAGACUAGAGGCUUUUGAAGUAUUUAUUAAGAACUGUAACAGAGAAAAUGCUUAAGAACUGUAACAGAGAAAAUGCUUUCAUUAUUAGUGUAAAAAUUAUGAACUUGUAUGAAAUUAUGAACUUGACCAUGAUCAAUGAAACAUUAAUCAAGAUUAUGUACCUUUUUAAGGAAGUCCUUUUAUAAAGGAAAGACUUCAAAAAAUUAACAUGCUCAUGUACAUGUAUGUGACAGUUGUGACUGCAGUAAGUACACGUUUUUUAACUACAGGAAGUACACAUUUGUGAAUUAGAUAAUUUGAUGUAUUCUUAUUAUUGUUCAUUGUUUUGUUGUUAUCAUAACUACCGCUAUAUGUCGGUGAACC